AAGAGCCGGCAUGUCUUUCUCCUCCAUCUGCCGAGUCCUACCAGCACAUAUACUUACUCUGCAUCGCGCCAGUUCCACGCAAGGCGUCGGCAGUGUCGGCCAUUUUCUCACCAGCGCGAGAUCCUCGGCUCGUCGCAGAUCACGGCAAACCAACACCGCGAACCACCGGGGAGUCCGCCUCUUAAACUCUCCCAUGCCAGGAUGACGGGAUAGUCGCCCUCACCGUUACAACCUUGUUGGUCUUUCUUUCUCUCUCUAUAUAUUUCUCUAUACACCCCUAUAUAUACUAGACGACAUGUCUUCGGCGCCGUCGGCCUCCUUGGGACCCUUUCGCAUCGUCGACCAUGUUGUUCCCUGCCAGCACAUCCGGGAAUAUCCCGCAGCGACAGCCAACGAACAGGAGGACGAGCUGCAGCUGGCCGUGAAACAGUACAUUCCUCUGGACAACCCGAACCCUCAGCCGGGCGACGUGACGAUUCUGGCGGCGCAUGCAAACGGUUUUCCCAAGGAACUCUACGAACCGCUGUGGGAGGAAAUCCAUGCUCGGUCCAAGGCACACGGGUUCCGCAUCCGAAGUAUCUGGAUGGCCGAUGUGGCGCAUCAGGGCCAAAGCAGUGUGAUCAACGAGGACCGCCUAGGGAACGACCCUAGCUGGUUCGAUCACCCCCGAGACCUUCUGCACCUGGUCAAUCUCAAACGCAAAGAGAUGCCGCGUCCCAUCGUCGGAAUCGGCCACAGCAUGGGCGGCGCACAUCUCGCACGCGUGUCUCUCAUGCACCCCCGUCUCAUCCACACCCUAGUCCUCCUAGACCCCGUCAUCCAACGAGAAACCACCCAGCUCGACCCCCUCGAAAUCGUGCGCCAGAACGUCGUCAUCGCCAAAACCACCCAACUCUCCACCUACCGACGAGACAUCUGGCCGUCCCGCAAGGCCGCCGCCGACAGCUACCAACGCAACCCCUUCUACCAAGCAUGGGACCCGCGCGUUCUGGAACGCUGGAUCCAAUCCGGUCUCCGCGACCUCCCCACAGCCAUCUACCCCGGCGACAGCGAGGCAGCGACCGCAAACGCCGCCGACACCCGACCCGUCACGCUCACGACGCCCCUCCACCAAGAAGUGUUCACCUUCUCGCGGCCCAACUACGACGGACCGCCGGGCAAAGACGUCCCCGUCAACCGGGUCACGCAUCCGGAUCUCAACACCGACCAUUUCGGCUCGUUCCCAUUCUACCGACCGGAGCCGUCGCGUGUGUUUUCCGAGCUGCCGCAUCUGCGUCCCAGCGUGUUGUAUCUCUUCGGCGGAAAGUCGGAGAUGUCGCUGCCCGAUAUGAUCGCCGACAAGAUGACGCAUACCGGCACGGGACUGGGCGGAAGUGGCGGCGCGGCCGUGGGUCGUGUGCGUGACAUCUUGUUCAAGCAGUUUGGCCAUCUGCUGGCGCAGGAGGCGCCGGUGGAAUGCGGUGAGGCGGCGAGCGAGUGGCUGGGGAAGGAGAUGCAGAGGUGGCGGGAGGAGGACGAGGCCUUCCGUGCGCAAUGGAGUCGGAAGUCGAAGAUUGAGAAGCAGACGAUUGAUGCGCGCUGGAAAGAGCACGUACCGGCACCGGUGCGACGCAAGAAGCCCGUCGAUGAUUCCAAGUCGAAAUUAUAAAUGCCGCCUGCGAAGAACGUCCUUGAAAAGAAAAGAACCGCUGAUAGACGGAUGGAACGGGACUAUAUAAUAUUCACAUAUAAUAUUCACUACAACUACUAUAC
Molecule: messenger RNA, 1752 nt
Organism: Aspergillus steynii IBT 23096
Lineage: Eukaryota; Fungi; Ascomycota; Eurotiomycetes; Eurotiales; Aspergillaceae
Product: putative toxin biosynthesis protein
Exons: 5
Coding region: 296-1648 (450 amino acids)
Source: RefSeq, a predicted model, not a curated record